AUGAACUACAGAACCUUCAGGCUCAACAUCGGGACCAGCAUCAGCAGUAGCCCAACUCCAGAACCCACAACCACCACUAGCACUAGCUCAAAGACCACCAGUUCAAGCAAUUGGACCAGCUCUUCCAGCUCAAGCAGCAACACAAUCAGUCCAACUCCAGCAACCACAACCUCCAUAAGUUCCAGUUCAAGGACCACCAGUAUCAGCAUCAGUCCUGAGACAAAGUCUGCCCAAAACCUAGAACCCAGCACAACGACUACCAGACCUGGCCUAAAGCUUAAAACUGAACUUAAGCCUAAACCUGGAACAAAGCCCAAACCAGACCCAAGGCCUAUUCCAGGCCUAACACCUAAACCUGGACCAAGACCAAAGCCUGUCCUGAAGCCCAGACCUGCUCCAAAGCCUUGGCCCAAAACCACCACCCAAGGUCCAAGGACCACUUCCCCCACACCUAGCCCCAAAACAUCCAAUAGCUCAAUCCAAAGGACCAUGACUGACCCAAGCCCACAAACGGCCACAAGCCUAAAAAAUACCAGCUCAAGCCAACAAUUUAGCACAAGCCCUAGCCCCAAAACUACCACUACUAGUCCCAUCCUAUUGACCAACUCUAACCAUAGCCCUACUACCAGCCCUGACUCCCCUACCCCCAGCCCCAUACCGGAGUCUUCCACCCCCAGUGUGAGAGAACUGCGUGUGAAGACCAGCCGGGUAUCCGCUAGUCUGAAUGACACAAGGGUUUCUCGAGGAGGGCAUCCAAAGGUCCGUCCUGGGCUAAACCUGCUCACAGAGAAGGACCAGGUAGGCAGCAAGACUGACAGGACAGAAAACCAGCCUCAAAGCCCUGCACAUAUUUCACCAGGAGUUACCAUGGCACCCAGAGACUGCUCUGACCACAUGGCCAGGGGGGAGAGGAACAGCGGAGUCUACAAAGUGACCCCUGACCCUAAGAACGGAACCAUUGCAGUGUUCUGUGACAUGGAGUCUCAUGGCGGAGGGUGGACCGUCAUUCAGCUCCGUCAGGAUGGCAGUGUGAACUUCGACCGAACCUGGGCUGAAUACCGGACGGGCUUCGGUGACCUGAUGGGUGGGGAGUUCUGGCUGGGCAACGACCACAUCCACCUCCUGACCCGACACAGGGUGAUGGUCCUCAGGGUGGAGCUGGAGGACUUUAACAGCAUGAUGGAGUACGCAGAGUACAGGCUCUUCCGUGUGGCUGGCGAGCGGCUGCGCUACCGCCUGUCUGUGGGUGGGUACUCGGGCACGGCGGGAGAUGCACUUCAAUUUAGCAAGAGUUAUAACCACAACAACAGGUUCUUUACGACUCCUGACAGAGACUAUGACCGCUACCCUUCAGGGAACUGUGGGGCCUACUACAGCUCAGGCUGGUGGUUUGACGCCUGUAUGGCUGCCAACCUCAACGGGAGAUAUUAUGUGGGAAAAUACAAAGGGGUGCGGAACGGGAUCUACUGGGGGACGUGGCAUAACAUAUCCACAGAGUACUACCCGACUAAUGACAGACAAUCUUUCAAGACUGUCAGAAUGAUGAUCAGGCCAAGGGGCUAUGCAAAGUGAUUGUCUGCUGGCUCUUCGGUUGGCGUUCUCAGCUGUUGCAAUUCUCAAAUAGGGGGGCCGGGGACCCCUAUGGGACCUCCAAGAUAUUUCAAUGGGUCCACGACAAAGUAGGAAAAAGCAGAUAAAAUGCUCAAUGUUCAAAAUAUGAUUUUUUUUGGGAGGAGUACUGUUAGAUAUGCAAAUGGAAACAUUCAGAUUGUACUGCUGUUUCAUAUUUUUGGGGUUUAUAAUGCCUUUUGUUUAACAAGCAGUUUGAAUAUAUUGCAUAAUUUUAUUUACUCUUUGAAAUAUUAAAUCUCUGAUUUAGGCGGGUCAACAACCCCUAAAUCUACUUAAUUUCUUGAUAAAUAUUAGUGGGCCUUGGAAAAGCCUGCUCUGUUGGUACAAUACUGCCACUUUGUGGUCUGAAGCGAAACACCACUUUUUUAUGGAUUAAAAUAGAACAUUCAAACUGUGGAAAAGAUGUACAGAGUUCCUGAAUUAAUUUAUAAGAUGCCUUCUUAUUAUCUAUGUAAGGUUACUGUUUGAAAGUAUUGUAGGAAAACGGUUUCAUAGAAGUCUUUCUCCUGUGACGAGAAAGAUAAAUACUCUUUGAGGAGGGUAAUGAAGAGAAGGACAAAAACUCUUAAAUUGUACUUGAUUGAUUGUAAUGAUUGACUGAUGAUUGAUUGUUGUAAUGUUUUUUUAUUCUCAGUAUUUUU
This is a messenger RNA of Coregonus clupeaformis (lake whitefish), 2273 nucleotides long. Its product is annotated as angiopoietin-2-like. The coding region runs from base 1 to 1572 and encodes 523 amino acids. Lineage: Eukaryota; Metazoa; Chordata; Actinopteri; Salmoniformes; Salmonidae. The record is from RefSeq and is a predicted model, not a curated record. The transcript is spliced from 2 exons.